UCACAAAAAGGGGAGAUAGGAAUAGUACUAGUGGCUAGUUGGUUUGAGCCCUAUUCCAAAAUGAAGAAAGAUUUAGAAGCAGCUCAACGAGCCAUUGACUUCUCCAUUGGAUGGUUUAUGCAUCCAUUAACAUAUGGUGAUUAUCCAGAAAGAAUGUGCAAAAUCGUAGGAAAUCGUUUACCAAAAUUCACAACCGAGCAAGCUGAGAUAGUGAAGGGAUCCUGUGAUUUCAUGGGACUAAAUUACUACACAUCAUUUUAUGUAGCAGAUAAUAUAUUUACUCCAAGUAAAGAGAACAUUAGCUACUCAACAGAUUACCAAGUAAAUCAAACAGUGGAAAGAAAUGGAGAGCUCAUCGGUGAACCGGCACGUCUUCAUUCUUUUUCAUGAUAAAGAAAUUGCCAUAUAUUUUAUUUAAUGGUUUAAUAAUAUUACGUUUGUCUUUUUCUUUUUCCUCUUCAUCUUGGGAUGUAGACAGGAUCGGCCUUUUUUUUUGUUGUCCCAAGAGGACUUUUAGAAGUUCUUGUCUACACAAAAGAAAAGUAUAACAAUCCAAAGAUUUACAUAACAGAGAACGGUAUGAUAAGAAAUUAAUUUUCACAACUGUCUUAACUAAAUUAAUUUUGCCGGAUUAUUUUAGUAGAAAUUGAAAUGUUAUUUGUUUAAUUAUCAAUAGGGAUGAGUGAUGGCAAUGUAAGAAUGGUUCAAGAAGGAAUCAAAGACUUUCAAAGGGUGGAUUUCCUACGUCGCCAUCUCAUGGCCCUCAACACAGCCAUUAAGAGAGGUGUGGACGUCAAGGGCUAUUUUGCAUGGUCGUUUCUGGAUAAUUUCGAAUGGACCUCAGGAUACACUCAAAAAUUUGGCCUUAAUUAUGUUGAUUAUAAGGACAAUCUAAAGAGAUAUCCCAAACGCUCUGCUCUUUGGCUGAAGAAAUUCCUCCUUAAAUAGAGACAGUCCGAAUUUCUUGCUAAGGCCUAUUUCAAACGAUGAA
Molecule: messenger RNA, 991 nt
Organism: Nicotiana tabacum (common tobacco)
Lineage: Eukaryota; Viridiplantae; Streptophyta; Magnoliopsida; Solanales; Solanaceae
Source: RefSeq, a predicted model, not a curated record